Messenger RNA from Leptopilina boulardi, 2219 nucleotides. RefSeq names its product diacylglycerol O-acyltransferase 1 (gene mdy). The record is from RefSeq and is a predicted model, not a curated record. The transcript has 12 exons. Gene Ontology annotation, biological process: triglyceride biosynthetic process. Gene Ontology annotation, cellular component: endoplasmic reticulum membrane. NCBI's taxonomy places the organism in Eukaryota, Metazoa, Arthropoda, Insecta, Hymenoptera, Figitidae. The coding region runs from base 210 to 1709 and encodes 499 amino acids. Gene Ontology annotation, molecular function: diacylglycerol O-acyltransferase activity.
GCUGUUUCAGUAUUGGAAUGCUGCUGUUUUAGCAUUGUGAUACAGAGCGGUUCGCAGUAUCACAAUACUAAAACAACAGUGUUCCAAUGCUGUAACAGCAGUUUUCUGUUGGCAAUGUUACUCAUACCAAAGUAGCAUGGCUUUACCGCUAAAACGGCAGCUUUUUUCUCUCAUAGUGCGUGAGUGAUUUAAGGAUUUUAUAAGAUAAGAUGACGUUCGAUCACGAAAAUGAUACAAAAGUUAGAUUAAGAAGGACAAAAAGUGCAACAAGAGCUGAAGAAAUUCAAAAAGCAGAGCAGAUGGUUCGUAGGUCACAACCUGAUAAACCAUGUCACCGACCAAGAGACAGUCUCUUUUCCUGGAGUUCCGGCUUUGAUAAUUUCACGGGAUUUGUCAAUUGGGGCUUCUUACUUUUAGGCAUUGGUGGGAUACGACUACUUUUGGAAAAUUUUAUAAAAUAUGGAAUAAGAGUGGAUCCAGUGCAAUGGUUUAUGUUUUUAAGUGGGAAAAACGACGGAGGAAAAGAACAUCCUUCUUUUUUAUUAAUUAUGUAUUCUUCAGUACCAAUAUCGCUUUGCCUGCUGAUUGAAAAGGGAUUAGCUAUGGAUAUUAUACCGCAUGGUCCAGGAAUGGUUUUCCAUGUUGUGAAUCUUAUUGUAAUGGUGCUAAUGCCAAUGGUUGUUAUUCACGUUAAAGAUUCCGGUUUCAGUUUGAUUGGAGCAAUGUAUGUAUGCAUGUUAUAUGCCAUGCUUUUUCUGAAAUUAUGGUCUUACAUUCAAGUGAACAUGUGGUGUCGUCUCAGUGUUAAAGGAAAAAACACAAAUAAUAGCAAAAUACGAAGACAAUCACUUUCAUAUAAUAAUUUACAAUCUUCGGGAAUAAAACAAAACGGUUACGAAUCAGACGAUGCAAAAUAUGAAACAAAAGGUGGUAUAACUCUAGUACAGUAUCCAGAUAAUUUAAAUCUUCGUGAUUUAUAUUAUUACAUCCUCGCACCAACUCUCUGUUACGAAUUGAAUUUUCCGAGGACUGAAAGAAUUCGUAAAAGAUUUUUAAUAAAACGUAUCCUCGAAGUUCUUGUUGGCUGUCAAGUUGUCAUGUCACUUUUUCAACAAUGGAUGGUUCCAUCUGUUAAAAAUUCUUUGAUUCCUUUUAGUAAUAUGGACGUCGCUAAGGCUUCCGAACGUCUACUUAAAUUAGCAAUACCAAAUCAUUUAAUGUGGCUGUGCUUCUUUUACCUGUCAUUUCAUUCUUAUCUCAAUUUAAUGGGUGAACUACUACACUUUGCAGAUAGAAAUUUUUAUUGCGAUUGGUGGAAUGCAAAUAAUAUUGAUACUUUUUGGAGAAGUUGGAAUAUGCCUGUACAUCGUUGGGCUAUAAGACAUCUUUAUAUUCCAGUAGUGGAAAUGGGUUACAGCAGAACUACUGCCAGUGUCACUGUUUUUUUCAUCAGUGCUUUUUUUCAUGAAUAUCUUGUCAGCGUACCUCUGAAGACAUUUAAAAUUUGGGCGUUCAUGGGAAUGAUGGGGCAGAUACCUUUAUCUGUUUUAAGUAAAAUGGUAGAAAAACAUUGUGGAGCAAGAUGGGGGAAUAUUGUCGUUUGGGCGAGUCUCAUUAUUGGACAGCCUUUAUGCAUUAUGAUGUAUUAUCACGAUUAUGUAGUUACACACUUUGGCGAAACUCUCCUAGAAGAUUAUUCAGUCGUAUAAAUAAUUCAAUUUUGAGAUUAAAAUGUCGAUUAAAAGGCUGUAAAAGUUACUUAUAUUGUGCGAUUUGCUUUUUAUUUUAUUUUAUUUUUUUAAAAUAAAAAUGAUUUUUACUAAAUAUAAAAUAUAUAAAACGAAUAUACCGAAGAAAAGUAAAGUGCCUUUGAAUUAAUUAUAAUCAAUUAUUCAAAUGUAAUAAGUCACAAUUGAAUUUUCAACAUCAUCGAAAGUCACUAAGCAUUAAUUAUAAUUGUUACUCAUUAACUUCGCUCAAAAGAAAAAAAAAUAAUCGUAACAAAUGGGUGGGUGUGGAUUUAUUAUUUGUAUAAUAUGUGAUACGAGAAUAUUUUUAAAUUCAAUAAUAGAUGUUACAAUUUUUCAAAAAAUUAAUGUAAAAGGUAUAUUAUUGCCUUUGAAAUAUUUUCUAUAUUUUAUUUUUAUGUGCUAUUUUGUACAAACAAGAAUUGUAAGUUACCAAUGUUGUAUCCAAAUAAAUCGAAUUUUUGUUAUAAA